Rhinichthys klamathensis goyatoka is the source of this 1687-nucleotide messenger RNA. It is a transcript of the gene gpr183a, whose product is annotated as G protein-coupled receptor 183a. Gene Ontology annotation, biological process: G protein-coupled receptor signaling pathway. The coding region runs from base 290 to 1390 and encodes 366 amino acids. Lineage: Eukaryota; Metazoa; Chordata; Actinopteri; Cypriniformes; Leuciscidae. Gene Ontology annotation, cellular component: membrane. The record is from RefSeq and is a predicted model, not a curated record. Gene Ontology annotation, molecular function: oxysterol binding; G protein-coupled receptor activity. The transcript is spliced from 2 exons.
ACGUGUAGGAUGGCAAUUAACAUGUGACAGUGAGAGGUCCUCACUCAAAUGCAAAACACUGAGAAAAAGAAAAAUGGGCAGAUCUUGAUCAGCAAUACAGGAAAUUGUCAGUCGUCAUGGUUACAAAAGCAGGCUGGAAACAGUAUUUCAUCGCAUGGGGUGUGCUAGAAAACGUGGUUAAUGCCGGACCAGGAGGUGCCACUUUUGACACUGCCAUGAUCAGAUCACUUGACAAAACAGAAGCACAAAAACUGGAGCAAAAGAAAGUGUUGAUAUCAUAACUGACCUCAUGGAGAUGGUAGCAGCUACAAACUCAACUCGCAAUGACUCUGGCAUCUGUACCAACCUGUACGACCAUCGUGGUUGGGCACAGUAUUUCCUGCCUGCAGUGUAUUCUCUGAUUUGCAUUUUGGGACUGCUGGGCAAUGUGUUGGCUUUGCAUGUCAUUUGGCCGAAUUUUAAAAAAAUCAACUCCACAACUUUGUAUUCAGCCAACCUGGUGGUGUCAGACAUCUUGUUUUCAUUAGCUCUGCCCUUGCGUGUGGUUUACUAUGCUAUGGGAUUUCACUGGCCAAUGGGGGAGGGUUUAUGCAAAGCCAUGGCUCUGCUGUUCUACAUCAACAUGUACGCUGGCGUCAACUUCAUGACUUGUUUAAGCGUGGACCGUUUCAUUGCAGUGGUGCUGCCGCUGCGCUUCUCCCGCUUCCGGAAGGUUCAGAAGGUGCAGUACAUUUGUGUGGCCGUAUGGGUCAUGGUGUUGAUGCAGACACUGCCUUUGCUGUCAAUGCCCAUGACGAACAACGAGCAAAGUGGUCACAUAACAUGUAUGGAGUAUCCCAACUUUGAGAAAAUCGACAACCUGCCUGUCAUGCUCAUCGGUGCCGUGUUGCUCGGCUUCGGCAUUCCUGUCAUAAUCAUCCUGGUAUGCUAUUCGGCACUGUGCUCCAAGCUCCGCAUCCUGGCCAAGUCCAAUAAACUGACAGAGAGGUCGGGUCGCAGUCGUAAAGCCAUCGGCGUGAUUUGCACCGUCAUUCUGGUGUUCGUGGUGUGCUACAGUCCAUACCACAUCGACCUCCUGCAGUACAUGAUCAGAAAGCUACGGUACGAGCCAGACUGCUCAGAACUGCACGACUUUCAGAUCUCCCUUCACAUCACCGUCUGUCUGAUGAAUCUCAAUUCAUGCCUCGACCCCUUCAUCUACUUCUUUGCCUGCAAAGGAUACAAGAAGAAGGUACUCAGACUGCUCAGAAAACAAGUCAGCAUGUCCUUCUCGAGCGUGGUCAGGACCUCUCCCGAAGGCUCCUCCAAAGACGUGUUUGGGAAUGACAAAAUCCACAUGAGCUUAAGAAGCAGUCAGAAAGAGAGGAGCAGUGUGCUAUUGAGUGACUAAUGGCAGCCAUGUUUUUAAACUAUAAACAAGAAGAAGAAAUGCAGUUGAGCGACUGUAUGAGACUAAAAAUAACACAUUUCUUACCUCUGGAUUGUUAUUUUUAUGUUUCAACUUAUCGGUUCUCAGUCGGUAGAUAAUAUUUUGUGAUGCUGUUUAAAUAUUAUUGCACAUUUGUCUUAGAUCAUGAUAGAAUUUGUUCUGGAGUUUUUCAUUUGAUCUUUUCAGUAUAAAGAAAAUAGUUGAAAUGACAAAAACACCUGCAGUGAAAUGAUGAGGAACAGCACUCGUAAGAUACCA